This is a messenger RNA of Eruca vesicaria subsp. sativa (arugula), 1766 nucleotides long. NCBI's taxonomy places the organism in Eukaryota, Viridiplantae, Streptophyta, Magnoliopsida, Brassicales, Brassicaceae. The record is from the annotation of a GenBank genome assembly.
AUGGGAACCUUUUUUCACACUCUUCUCACAUUGUUAUCAUUCGUAGCGAUCUCUCAUACUCAGAUUCUUCUCGCCGGUUCUUUUCCGAUUUCUCCUAACUUUCCGGCGGUUUUCAACUUCGGAGACUCUAACUCCGACACCGGAGAACUCACAUCUGGUCUUGGAUUCCGUCUCCAACCAACCUAUGGAAAAUCCUACGCCUUUAAACCUCCAUCUACUGGAAGAUUCUGUGAUGGACGUCUCAUCGUCGAUUUUCUAAUGGAAGCAAUUGGUCGACCCUACUUGAGACCUUAUUUGGAUUCGGUUAGCACACAAAGCUACCUGAGAGGCUGCAAUUUUGCUGCGGGUGGAUCAACGAUUCAGAAGGCAAAUGCUGCAUCCAUUAGUCCUUUUGGUUUUGGUGUUCAAGUCGCUCAAUUCAUCACCUUCAAAUUUAAAGUUCUUCAAUUAAUACAACAAGAUAAAACUCUAAAAAACUUACCGUCGGAAGAUCAUUUCAAAAAUGGAUUGUAUAUGUUUGAUAUCGGACAAAAUGAUAUAGCCGGUGCAAUUUACGGCAAAACAGUAGAUCAAGCUGCUGCUGUCAUUCCUACAAUCAUAAAAACAUUUGAAGAUGGAAUAAAUAGACUAUAUUGGGAAGGGGGUGCAAGAAACUUUUGGAUACACAACACAGGACCAAUUGGGUGUUUAGCUCAGAUGGUGUCAUUAUUUGGGAGAGAAAAAUCAAAAGUUGAUGAGUUUGGUUGUGUCAUUGGCCAUAACGAAGCUGCUAAGCUCUUCAAUUUACAGCUUCAGGGUCUUGUCAGAAAUUUAUCUCAACAAUAUCGUGAUGCUAAUUUCACGUACGUCGAUAUCUUCUCCAUCAAAUCUGACCUCAUCCAGAAUCAUACCAAAUAUGGUUUUGAUCAGUCCAUAAUGGUAUGUUGUGGAACCGGAGGACCGCCACUAAACUACAAUGAUCAGAUUAACUGCGGUUCGACAGGGACAUCUUCAAAUGGUACGAAAAUAACAGCCACAGCAUGUAAUGAUAGUUCCAAAUAUGUUAACUGGGAUGGAGUUCACUACACCGAAGCUGCAAAUCGGUUUGUUUCACAGAAAAUUCUCUCUGGUAAAUAUUCCCAGACAGUGUCGUCUUGAAAUCAGAAUCUUUAAAGGGUCUUUUGUGGUUUCAUGUGUGAUAAAACAGAGCAUUCUUUAAUAACUUUUUUUUCAUAAUAUUAAAUGCUCUGACUCAAUAAAAGUUAUCUUGUUCAAGUUUCAUGUAACGUUUCUGUCUACCUAUUAGACCACACACAGGUUUGUACAAGACUACAAUCAGCAACAAUUUCCAUUACAUAUUGUUAUCUUCUGAGUUGGUUAGUUCCUCAUUCAAUUUUGUUUCAGCUUCUUCAGUACUCUCGCAUUCUUGAUCUGAAUCCGCCAUAUGAUCAAAGAAAUCACCAAAAUACCAUUUACAAUCAUCUUUCCAUUCGCCUUUAUGCGCGUUAACCCGCCAUUUCUGAUCUGCAAUCAUCUCUGGUGACAAACCCCAUUUCUCUAACUCUUCCUCAGUAUGAUGAAUCGCCAAGCUGUAGUCACCGCCUUGUCCCAACUCCAUAACUCUGAUCUCACUAUUCCCGGGAUUGUUCAGUGCCUCAAACUGUUCCACUGUCCACUUAAACCAUUUCAUCAGAAACACACGCGAUGUUAACCCAUGUGAGACGAUCACAAAGUUUAGAUCAUGAGUCGGGUUCAUGUGUAGUCUGUUCAUGUCAAUAUCUCUCCAU